AUGUAUAACAAUAACAACCCAUUAUACUAAUAAAAUUCCUCUGGCCAACAGCCUCUACUAAAUCCAUAGUAUUAAGAUUAAAAUUAACAAGUAAAUUAAUAAUUUGCUUAACAGAAUUAUUAGCAGUAUAAUUAACUCUAAAAUCAAAACUAAAAUGCUUAAUACAAUCCACCAGCUCCUCAAAAUUAAAUAAUGUGCUUCCCUAAUGGUUAAUAAAUAUUAGAUCCAGCUUUGCUAUAUUGCCAAUAGAGCAUAAGAAAACGUAAUAUCUGCGACGAUAACAGUACAGCAGUAACAAACCUAAUGAUCUUGCUUUAAUUAAUUUUAGCUUAAUUACCUUUAAGAUUUACCUUUUUAUAAGUAGCUGGAAAUUCAAAUAUAUAUUCUAGUUAAUUUUAUGAAGAAAAAAUAAUCAGACCACUCAUAACAGAAAAUACUCAUGUUAAUGAAUAAAUUAUAAGAAAUAGUUAUGUUGCUUAUUGCAGUUAAAUACUCAGCUAAGGAAUGAAAUCUUAUUCUAUUUUUGUUAUAGCUACUUUGUUAGUUGCAAUUGGUUAUUUAGCUGGGAUGAAUUUAAUGUAUUUUAAUAACAAAUACUCCUAUAUUAAUAGUAUUGGUAGCGUUAACAUAAUAUACAUUUGCCAAAUUGUUUUUAUCAUAAUAAAUUUGAUUCUUUUCAUUUUUGCUACACUGAAAUCUGUUGCAGCUUUAUAAUUUCCUAUGAUUACAUGGAUGCCUAUUUAGCUAAUUUAUACAUCUCCUUCGCACCUAUUAUUCUACUCUUAAUUUCAACUCUUCUGA
Tetrahymena thermophila SB210 is the source of this 801-nucleotide messenger RNA. RefSeq names its product transmembrane protein, putative. Lineage: Eukaryota; Ciliophora; Oligohymenophorea; Hymenostomatida; Tetrahymenidae. The transcript has 2 exons. The record is from RefSeq and is a predicted model, not a curated record.